Messenger RNA from Alternaria arbusti, 1440 nucleotides. RefSeq lists its product as uncharacterized. The record is from RefSeq and is a predicted model, not a curated record. Gene Ontology annotation, biological process: regulation of DNA-templated transcription. NCBI's taxonomy places the organism in Eukaryota, Fungi, Ascomycota, Dothideomycetes, Pleosporales, Pleosporaceae. The transcript has 3 exons. Bases 1 to 1440 code for a protein of 479 amino acids.
AUGGCCGAAGUCGUAGGCCUCGCAGCUAGCAUCAUCCAGAUUGCGGGGGCUGGCGCCAAGCUCAGCGUCGCGUUGUACAACUUCACGAACUCAGCCGCGCGGGCAGACCAAGACGUCAAGGACAUUGCCGACGAUGUAGAGCUCACAUCGAAUGCGCUCGAAAGCGUAGGCAGAGUGUUUGAGUCCGAGGAGGCCGGAUCCAUCGUGUCGAAGAAGGCUAUCCAGGACGCUAACAACAUCAUCAAAAAGUGCCAAAGCGUCUUCGACGAAGUAUCAGAGAUAGUAGAGAAGAGGAGAAAGACUGCAAAGGAUGGAAAGAAAAGCUUGAGCGUGAUGGGUAAGCUGGCCUGGCCGAUGAAGGAACAGCGGGUCGAAUUGAACCGAAGGAGACUUGAGAGUUUGAAAAACAGCCUUGUGCUUUUGUUGCAUGUCUUGCAAUUAGCCCAAGGUCAGGCGCGAGGUAUAAUGGAAAAAGGUGUCUUGAAUGAAGAGCGUGAGAAGAUCCGCGAACUGCACCAGCGACAGCAGGACUCGCUCAAAAGCCUGCAAGCUCUCGAAAACAGAUUUUGUCAUAUCGCAAUCAAUGAUGAAGAAACCCUUCGAGGAUCAAGCGCCGCCUCUCGUGUUCCAACUUUGGAGCUUAUGUCCAACGCUCAGGUUGUUAAGCUGCCUCCGCUAGAGAAAGUCCCAAAGCCUCAGCCAAACGCCAUUACCAUCGAACUCUCGACCCCAAAUGAUUCGGACACUUCUGACAGCGACGCAACGAUGUCAGGCGAUGACAACGAAGAGCAAAUCUCGACCGAAGAGCUGGCAAAAGCAGCGGACCAUGUGAUGAAACUGUUGAAGCGCAUCACAAUGCUACAGAAGAACUUCGACGUCGACAAGAAGAAGCAUCGGAAGCGACACGUGCACAAGAUGUAUCAACGCUUUUGCCGCAAAUUUGAAUCCGGUAUCAGGCUUCCGUCAGCUACCGACUUUGGAAAGGUUUCUCCAUUCAUCGAUUUCGAUAUGAACGACAACUCGGGCAGUCUGGAGAACUUCGACUUCGAUAGCUUUCUUCACGUUCCGGAUGAGAGCACGCAGCUUCCUUUGGAUGAUUUCUAUUUCAGCCAAGGGCAGCGUUCAUGCCGAGUGGAAGUGCAGCCUCAGACUUUCCGUUGGAUCUGUCUGGUCAGCAACAACGACCUAGUCUUGGUCAAGGACAGUCAGCACUGGCUCAGCAGACUCCUGAAACAUCAUCGCAGACGUGUGCGCGGUUUCAGAGGCAGACGCAAUCUAUGGCUUCACGACAAGCUCAAGCACAGGCUCAAGCACAGGCUCAAGCACAGCACCAACAGGCUCAAGCACAGCACCAACAAGCUCAAGCGCAGCGCCAACAAGCUUAUUGGCAGCACCAGCAAGCUCAUUCGCAUGCUGCAAUGCAGCCAAUGUCAGGAAUGA